CUCUUCUGAGGCUACUUCGCCAGAUGGUGCAGUCUUUUUCUUUUGUUUACCCAUCGCCUCCCAGUUUACCUAACAAACCUUAGCGACAGAACUAUGGGAUGUCUCUGAGCAGCAUCGCCGCGCCGGACACGGACACCUUCAGGUGUCUUUCACCAGGAGGAAGGACUCACACCACCAUGGGAUCACUCACAAACCUGUGCUGAAGCUCCAGGCCUGCUUCUCACCCAUGUGCCGCAUUCCGAGCUGCGGCUCGUCUGUCCGAAGCAGCCCGGCCGUCAAGACGUUAAACAUGCCCGAAACCAAAUGAUCAACUGAAAUCCAUCCCAUCAAAUGGACAAGAAAAGGUUCCCCGCCGCCACGUCCAGGCAGAUGGACUCGGCGUCCAGGAGACGGGGCGGGCUGACGUUCCCUCAGCCUCCCCCGCUGGCCUCCUCCGUCCAGUACGGCCGUAUUCAGGCGGUGGAGGUCGCCAGAGGGAGGACGGGCUACGGCUUCACGCUGACGGGCCAAAGCCCCUGCGUCCUCAGCUGCAUCCUCAAAGGAAGCCCUGCGGACUACGUGGGGCUGCGCUCCGGAGACUGCAUCCUCUCCGUCAACGACAUAAACGUCUCCAAGGCGUCCCACGAGGACGUGGUCAAACUCAUCGGACGUUGCUCCGGCGUUCUGAAGCUCGUCAUCGCCGAGGGCGAGCGUCAGCGUCGCCACCCUCAACGCUGCGGCGCCCCCGCCGGCGGCGUCCGGCACCACAGCGGCAGCGUGAUGGCGCCGGCCUACGCUGACUCCUGCUCCAGCGAUGACGAGCUGGACGUCUUUUACAACAACGGCGGCGGCGGUGGCCACGGCAGGUCAGGCGGCGGCGGCGGCGGGAAAGCGGGCUGGUACAGAGCAAAGCCGGACCCCAGGCAGCUGGGCAUCAACCGAGCCGAGAAGGUGGUGGCGGAGCUGCAAUCUGGGGGAAUCUUCAACAUGAUCUUCGAAAACUCCAGCCACUCCUCCAGCAGCUCGGACAAGGACAGGCCCGGGGCGAGCCUGUCCUCGAAGCCGCGUCAGCCGUCCGAGCCGGAGUUCAACCCGUACCGGGACGCCGCCUGCUCCCACGGCAACCCCAACCUCCUCUCCGAGGAGGAGAUGGCCCAGGUGCUGAACGACGACUCCGUCUUCCUGGAGCCGGACUUCCGGCACCUCCACCUUCACCGGCACGAAGAGCACGACCUGGAUGUAGGCGAAGGCGCCGACUUCGGUCUGGAGCCCGGCGAGGAAAUCCUCAACGUGGGGAUGAUGGUGGGAUACCUGGGCUCCAUCGAGCUGGCCUCCACGGGCGCCAACCUGGAGAACGACAGUCUGCAGGCCAUCAGGGGGAGCAUGAGGCGCCUGAGAGCCGAGCAGAAGAUCCAUUCUUUGGUCCUCAUGAAGGUCAUGCAUGACAGCGUGCUCCUGUGCAGUGACAGAGGUCAGGUCCUGGCCACCUAUCCUGCAGAAAAGCUAGCCUUCAGCGCCUGUUGCCCCGACGACCGGCGGUUUUUCGGACUGGUAACCAUGCAGGCGACGGAGGAGCACGACGACCGUCGCUUCAGCAACGGGCGACACGACGAGGCCGCCGGUUUGAGGACGUCGUGCCACGUGUUCAUCGUGGAUCCGGAGCUGUGCCACCACCAGGUCCACCUGGGUGUGGCCCGGAGGUUUGGCUUCGAAUGCACCCCUGACCCAGACACGGGAGGCUGCCUGGAGUUCCCACCCAGCUCCCAGCCUCUGCUCCAGUUUGUCUCCGUCCUCUACCGGGACAUGGGGGACAACAUCGAGGGGGUGCGGGCCCGCGCGUUCCACGACCCGGACAACGACGCCCAGCAGAACCACAGCACCAGCAGCAACAGCGACAGCGGGAUCGGCAACUUUCUGCCCGAGGAGAAGAGCAACAGGGUCCUGCUGGUCGACCUCGGGGGCCCCCCGAGUCACGGCCACACGUCCGGGGCCCGCCACUGGGACAGCCCGCCUUCGUCCCGACAGGCCUGGAGCCCCGUCCUCGGAGCCGCCGCCUCUCUCCCGCCUCCUCCUCCUCCUCCUCCGCCGCCUCCUCCCAUGGCGAGGAACGGCCACUACCUUCAGGAUUCGCACCUGGCCGACCUCCCUCACCCCCUCCCCCUGGCUCACCCCGACCUGCCGGGCAGACUCUCGCGGGGGCUCCACCCGCACCACUACUCGGGGGGCAAGCUGGGAGGAGCCGUGGGGGGAGGAGACAGGAGAGGAGGAGGAGGGAUGGAACCUCAGAGGUGGCUCCCAGUCCAUGUGCUGAGAGACUGGCGCCAGCAGCACCACCACAGCCACUUCCAGGGUCUGAGCAGCGAUCAGGAGUCCUACGCCGAGUCCACCGACGGAUGGUCCUCAGCCAACUGCAGCACCCUGCCCCCGCCCAUGAGCAAGAUCCCCGCGGACCGCUACCGGGCCCCGCUGGCCCCCGGGGACCACAUGCAUCCACCUGCCGUCAGCCCCCCUCCUCCCCCUCCUCUACCCCUGCCUGCCGCGCACCCCCACGGCCACCGGCUGGCGGCCCACAAAGACGAGUGGGCUAGGAAGCUGUUCGGCGCCGGAGACCGGGAGCGGAACGGAGCGCGGCGAGCUGAACGGGAGAAAAAACGAGAGGCAAACCCGAAGGAGGGAGAGAAAAAGGGUGGUCGGUUCCGCGGUUUGACGAUGGGAUUCCCUCCUCUGCCCCAGCGCUCUUCGGCCAGACGCUCCUUCGGGCGCUCCAAGCGGCUCAGCAUGGCUCGCUCCCUGGACGACUUGGAGUCCGCUGCCGUCUCUGAUGGAGAGCUGAACAGCGUGGAGCUGCAGGGCUGCAGCAGCGACAACAGCCUGAACAGCAACGCCAGCCUGCCCAGCGUCCAGAGCCACCGGCGCCACACCGAGAGGCGGGUGGCCAGUUGGGCCGUCUGCUUCGAGCGGCUGCUGCAGGACCCCGUAGGAGUCCGCUACUUCUCGGAGUUCCUAAAGAAGGAGUUCAGUGAGGAGAACAUCCUGUUCUGGCAGGCCUGUGAGUUCUUCAGCCAUGUCCCUGAGAACGACAACAAGCAGCUCUCGCAGCGUGCCAGAGAGAUCUACAACAGCUUCCUUUCCAGCAAAGCCACAACGCCGGUCAACAUCGACAGUCAAGCCCAGCUUGCCGACGACAUCCUCAACGCGCCAAAACCCGACAUGUUCAAGGAGCAGCAGCUGCAGAUCUUCAACCUGAUGAAGUUUGACAGCUACACGCGAUUCCUCAAGUCUCGUCUGUACCAGGAGUGCAUGCUGGCCGAGGUGGAGGGCAGACCGCUGCCGGACCCUUAUCACAUCCCCAACAGCCCGACGUCCAAGCACAGCACCACCAGCUCCGACCGCUCCAACCUCUCCACUCCUAAGAAGGAGGACAAGAAGACCAAAUCGGGUCGAUCUUUGAACGACGACGGGCGGGAUGAUUCAGGGGACCGGAAGAAGGGCAUGUUUUUCUCCUGGUCCCGAAACAGGAGCUUCGGCAAGGGCCCCAAAAAACGAGAGCUGGCCGAUUUUAACUACAAUUUUCCUGGCACCAACGGCCGUCGAGAGUCCCAGGGUUCCCUGUCCUCAGGAGCCAGCCUGGAGCUAGGGAUGCCGGGGUCGGGGAAGAAUGAGCAUGAACGUGGAGGAGGCAGCGCCCCCUUGAGGCAGUGUAACAUUAGCUUGCCGGAUGGCUCUUGUUGCCCGGUGCCCCUUCGGCCCGGCAUGUCCAUCAGGGAGCUGCUGCAGGGCCUCUGUGACAAGCUGUGCAUCAACCUGGCAGCUAUAGAUCUUUUCCUAGUAGGAGGAGAGAAGCCACUUGUUUUGGACCAAGACUGUAUGACCCUGUGCUCCCGAGACCUUAGACUAGAAAAACGCACCCUAUUCAGACUAGACUUGGUCCCCAUCAACCGCUCCGUGGGUCUGAAAGCAAAGCCAACUAAACCAGUAACUGAGGUCCUGAGGCCUGUUGUGGCCAAAUAUGGCCUCCACCUUUCCGACUUGGUUGCACGCAUACGCGGCGAGUCAGAGCCUUUAGAUCUUGGACUUCCCAUUUCCAACCUGGAUGGUUUGCGAGUUGUGUUAGACAUAGAAGAAAACGCCGUGGGCAAAGAAAAACUCAAAGCGGCUCAGAGCCACCUUCCAGCCUCCACAAGCAGAAACCAGUCAGCGACAGGGGACGACAGGCCACCAAGGAAAGGCGGUUCAGCCCACCCCCAUGGGGAAAAUGGCAAGGCUGGGCCCGGCCCUGACCCAAGCAGCCAGGCCUUACCCAACCACUCUGUCUCUCUGCAUAAGGCUCCGGGGAAAAGAAAGCAGAAAAAGAUUAAUAUAGACGAAGCCGAAGAGUUCUUCGACCUUAUAUCCAAAGCUCAGAGCAACCGAGCCGACGACCAGCGAGGCCUGCUGAACAAGAGCGACCUGCAGCUGCCGGACUUCCUGCGCCUGUCACCAGCCAACCCGACGGGGCCUCCCCCCUGCAACCCCGAGAACGUCUGCUCCGCCCCGGAUUCCCGUAACACCAACAACGGCGGCGUCCCCGGCAGCGGCCGCCGGGGCAACAAGGGAAACAGCAACCACAGGGGCGGUGUAGUCAGUGGCUCGCAUCUGCUCAGCGCGAGCCACCAGUCGCAGAGCUUGGACUCGGCGCUGGGCGCAGAGUGCGGGGGAGGCAGGAAAGCCAGGCCGCACCCUUCGUUUCCCGUCGCCUUGUCCCCCGUCCAGCCAACCCGAAACAACACGCAGGGUGUCCCCCAGGACCCAGCCAGGGGGGAGUCAAUCCAAAUGCUCGAGGAGGACGCCCUGUCGGACCUAACUCUGGUGGGAGAGGGGGACAUUAACAGCCCCAGCCUCAACUACAUCACUCCCUCCGCCCUGUCGAGUAAACCCCUCCCCCGACCUCUACACCAAGCACAGGACGGUCGGCCUAGCUCAGGUACCUUGCCAGUGUGAACUCUUUCAACCACUGAACAUGCACCGCUCCCUUCACCUGACUGCUAGCGGGACUGGAGACCCCCUAGAGUCAGCCUGAAGUCACUUCAGUGGCCACUAAUCACAUGCGGCAGAAAAUGCAUCUGAAACUCCUCCUUUCCUUCCAUUGAACUGAGUACUAAAAUAUUUUUCAAUUUAUUAGAUGCAUCACUGCAAAUUAGGAGCUGUAGUCCAGAUUUUGAUAGAAAUACACAUAACUACUCUAAAAGGUUAGAGCCAAGAGCGUAAAUGUAUGAGAUUAGAGAUUUGGUUUUGUUUAGACAGACCACAGUAAAUGUGAUAAAGUGAGAUUUGCACUGCUUUGUGGCCAGCAAUCCACUUUUGAGGAUAACAAAAUGUGUCAAAAACAAAGAGAGGAAAAAUAGAUGCAUUGAGCGUGGACAAAAUGUGCCCCCUGAAUUUUCUUGUGUUGUGUGCAUCUGUGUGGACUUUUUCAACGGGCUUGCUGUGGAUGUUUUUUUUUUGUUUUUUUUGCUUUAAGACAUAAGACUGAGGGUGAGCUUGGUAAAAAAAAAAAACCUGCGCCAAAUUCACUCCUCCAGUCCCUAAUUGUACAGAAUCUUAACAAUGCACUUUAGCCAAUUGUAAACAAGACUUUAAUUAUUUGUCUAAAUGUCAUUUUUUCCCCCCUGUUACUCCACUUUGCAUUCAUUUUCUUGUCUUUUUCAUACUAAAUGUGAUUGAGAUGCCAUAGGUUUAGAAUUCAUUAUCUCAGUAAUAGAGAUGUGUCGAUAAAAAUGUUGUGGCUGGUUUCCUAUCUCCGGUUUUGGCAAAGCUAUGACCUGCCAAUAUGAUUGUACCCAAUUCCAAAUUCUCAUUAAGAGCUACGACAUUAAAAAAAAUGUUUUUCUAGAGUUCCUGUGGCGAGCAGUAAUUACUUUUUUUAUUAGGGGCUCAGAGAGCAGUCACUGUAAAACAGGAUUUUACUAUCUUUAAAAGGCAAAAAACAGUUUUGCAUGUUGAAUUGACAGUUAGCAUGGCUAGCAUUACUGAAACCCAGUCAUGGUUAUUCCCUAGAAGACGUAGAUCCUUACCACGACUCUUAUAUUUUCUAAAAUGACAUAUAUUUAAGGUUCUUAAGCAUAAAGCAGACCAACUUUGCUAGACUCCUUUUAGCCUUCCUGUUAUCUCCUGAAAGUUUUGCUCUCUCUCUCUCUCUCUCUCUCGCUCUUUAUACCUUGAAUGAACUCAGACAUUUCUCGACAUGUCGUAGACAAUAGUUUCCUCUCAAAGGGCUUCGUGGAUCUCUGUGCGUCCUUUGAGCAUUUUUAAACGCCUCACCUAUAAUGAAACGGGCUAACUUUCAGUCUUCUUUGUUCAGUAACAACUUCCGCACUGAAGAGAGGUACAGCUGAAACCUGGUAGCGCUUAGGUUUGGUGCAUUCACUGAUUGUAAGGUCAGAUUCUUUAGUUUUCUAUUUGCCAGCCACGCGUCACGGCUGAUCAAGCUGAAACAUGUCUGAUUCUAGUAAACAACCGCUAACUCGGAUAGUCUCUACUCAGUAGCCACGAGAAACUAAACUACAGGCAAGGCCGGAAAGCUCUGAUAAAAUAGUUUUAAAGCAAUCAUACACUUUUUAACUUAACCUUGUAACAGCUGGCUGGCCUGACCCAGUGAAGUCAGAAGAUACACUACCUUUACACACAGUUUUUAAAAAUCUCUUUCCAUCCAUGUUCUCUUACCUCAGGCAUUUUGACUGUAUCGCAAAAGCUUAAGCGUGCACUCUUGGCUCAUUGAUCUUUAAUAAUGUGCACUGACUGUAAACAAGCAGCUUUUUUUUUUCUUUCUUUCUUUUUCCAUCCACCAUGUUUGUUUCAGAUUAAAAAGCUUUGAGCUGUGUUUCCUGCAGGCUUCAAUCUGGACACACUUCUUUUGAGCCUUUACUGUAUAAAUCCGUUAAUUUAUGCAUCAUGUUGUUUUCAUGGUUACCAUCAGUUAAAAGUAUUCAUUUGUAUAUAGUUCCCUAUUUGAACCCGCCGUGUCGACGCAGUCAUUGUUGAAUGGUAUUGCUGCCACGCUGUCUCAUUAGGAAUCGGUUCAGCAGAGUUGACUGUAAAUAGUUCAAAUAAAUGUUUUCCACAUUUCA
Fundulus heteroclitus (mummichog) is the source of this 7085-nucleotide messenger RNA. It is a transcript of the gene rgs12b, whose product is annotated as regulator of G protein signaling 12b. Lineage: Eukaryota; Metazoa; Chordata; Actinopteri; Cyprinodontiformes; Fundulidae. Gene Ontology annotation, molecular function: GTPase activator activity; protein binding. The record is from RefSeq and is a predicted model, not a curated record. The transcript has 19 exons. Gene Ontology annotation, biological process: signal transduction. The coding region runs from base 331 to 4959 and encodes 1542 amino acids.